CUGGGGAAAAUUAUAAAUUCUCGUUGGUUGACUAAUCUGGGAGAUGAAAGUCUUAACUUAAUACUUAAUAACACCGGUUAAGUGCGAUCGAUUCAUCACCCCAAAAGUCAAUCCAUUAGCUAACGUAUAUGCAGAAGUCUCGACAGAGAAACACGUAACAAAGACUUAUAGCUGUCUUAUUUGCAGACUGACUCAACAAAGGCUGGUGUAUUGUCUCUAAAACAACAGAUAUGUUUUUAACAACUUAGGCAGAGUACAAUAAUAUACAAAGCCUAUAUCUCAAGAACAUGGACGUUCUUGAUAUCAUAGGCCAUAUCAGUUGUGAUUUGGCUCAACGAAGACGCGAUGGUAUUCGCCCUACGAGUAUUGUUAAUGUGAACUACUUCUUUGAUUUUAAUUGGAAUGCAGCAUCUGCAGUAUCGAUGAUUUUAAAUCAAGGAGUAUGCCACUGUGUGCUUCAUAUUUACUGAUGUGCAGAGCAGCCAAUAAUCAGUUAACCACUUUGCUUUUCGGUGACGAAUUGCAAACGAAAAUGAACCAGAUACGAACAUAGAAUAGAACUAAAAACAAGGCGAGUUGUGCUCAUUUUCCAUCCAGACGAAAAAACGCCUCUCAUCCAGCACCAGCAAAAUUGAGCCCGAAAACAGAAGUCUUUUGAUGGAAACACCCGCAUCAGAGCGGCAAAUCGCAAUGCAAGUAAAUAUAAAGACAGCGGUUUGACCAAAAUCAUUUUGUGGAUCAACAGAAACAUCAGAGAUGAGCAUUUUGACAAAAUUGCAGAAUAAUAGAUGUACUCGAGCCUUAAAGUAUAGCAUAAAACGUUUGAAACUGGGAAAAUAUAACAAAAGGAGAGUUGAAAAUGGCUUCAAGAUAGUAAGCAGUUCAUUCGAGUUAACCGUGUUUCAAGAUAUUAUUCAUAGCCUAGCGUAGGCAGGCAAAGGAUUGAAUUUAUCGUUCGUUCUCGAGGAUGACGUCUUCUGGAUUAAUGCUCCUUUUCCUUCUCUGGUGUCUGUUCUGUUUUAGUCAUCACUAUAUUCAUGCUGAUCAGAAACCUCGAACUCUCUCUUGGGGAAUAUUUUACAAGUAUGAUCUAUGGUUCUUUGAAAUGUCCAUGCUUCAAAGUCUUCUGGAAGCCUUCAUCUCAGGAAUCGCUUUGAAACUUAGUGGUAAAUCCUUACAGAUAUUUUCAUUUGAUGGUAAAAUUUUGAUGAUGAUAACUUUGUCCCAACUAGUGGGAACAAUCUGCUCAAAUGCGGCCAUUUUUAUUCACAGUGUGAGCAUUCAAAAUAUUUUCUCCUGCUUUGCGCCCAUCAUGGUGUACAUCUUAGUCUUUUUUCUUGACAACCAAGUGAAGAACACUAAAGCAAUCCUUUUUAGCUUAACUCUUCUCAGUCUUUCUCCUUUUUUACUUGUCAUGCGCAGUGACAAUCUUUCAUUCACCAAACCAUCCAUCAUUCUAGGAAUUAUUCCACUAAUUACGCGACCUUUAAGGAAUAUCUACUUUAAAGCACUCAGCGAUGGCGAAGAACAAUUUGUACAAAAAUGCUUUUUGGUUUCCUUUAUAUCUUUUUUAAUUACCUUACCACUUGUUCUAAUAAAGUUAGCUUAUACUUGGAUUUUUCCUUCGUUAAAACUAGAUAUGGUUCUCCGAGAAACAUCGUUUCACCUUUUUAACAAUUCAAUUUCGUUUUUUUCUGGAGAAAUUUUCACCUUUGUUUCAAUCAUUUCUUGGGUCGCUCAUAAGAUAUUUUGUUGUAAUGAUAACGUUUAAUCUGUCAGAUUGUUGCUUUCUUUUUUCAAUUAUAACGAUUUCGCUGUGUCUUGUUGGUGUUAGUAUAUUUUUCAUGAAAUGGAAAGGCAACUCGAAAGCGAACGAUAUACGAAAACAUGUAGUGAAAUAUUCUGUUCUCCUUAAUGUCGUCUUCGGUUUUUACACUGUUUGGAAUGGGACAUAGAAAGUGAACAUUGAUGCAACGAAACUAUAUCCUCAAAGUUACUUUAAUGUAUUACUGCCCGCGAACAAUUCUCGACAUCUUCACCAACGAAAUGGAAAGCUUACCUUUCAUGCAAUAUUCACCACUUCACCGCAAAGUUUUAUUAAAGUAAUGGACGAAAGUCGUUUAAUCUGUCAGAUCGUUGCUUUCUUUUUUCAAUUAUAACAAUUCCGCUGUUUCUUGUUGGUGUUAGUAUAUUUUUCAUGAAAUGGAACGAAAACUCGAAAAAGAACGAGAUUCAAAAAUAUUUAGUAAAAUACUCUGUUCUCCUUAAUGUCUUCUUCGGUGCUUACAUCAUUUUGGAUGGAAAAUGGAGGAUUUUUACAAACAAAACAGAAAAACUAUAUCCUCAAACUCAUUUUACUAACUUACUUCUUGGAAACAAUUCUCGACAUCUUCACCAACGAAAUGGAAAGCUUACUUUUCAUGCAAUAUUCACAACUUCCCCGCAAAGUUUAAUUGACGUAAUGGACGAAAGAGGCGGCAAGUCAAAAGUGCAAGGAGAGUUCAGUUGGCGUCAUUGGCGCUGUGUGGAGUCUGUGUUUUAUCAUCAUCCCAACGCGACCAUGAUCAUCCAUAGUAAUACCCUGCAUUUGUCCAUGCUUGAUGUCUUGAGAAAGAAAGGCUAUGAUGCACACGUACAACGUUACAAACUAUCAGAACUGGCACAAGGAACGUCAGCCGUAGAAUUCGUACGAGACGAGCUACCUUACGCCAUGGAAAGACAAAAUUGGUAUAGCCAUGAAACGGACCUAAUCCGAUUGCUUCUGUUAUAUAAAUACGGCGGCAUUUAUAUCGAUACUGACGUCAUAAUAGUGAGAGACUGGCACGACCUACCCUCAAAUGUUAUUGGUUGGGAAAGCUCAGAUACUCUGAAUGGAGCAAUUUUGAAAUUCGACAAACCAUGUCAUCCCUUUCUACAGAUGUGCAUUGAGCAAUUUUCGCGACACUAUUCCCAGGCCUUGGCAGAAAACGGUCCUUUAUUGUUGAGCCGCGUUUAUCAACAAUGGUCAGCAGUAAACCGUAGCAAUGACGUCAUAUUAGUAAACAGCAACGUGUUUUAUAUGUUUUUUUAUGGAGCGAUUGCAAAAGAAUGCUUUGAAGUGACUUUCGGAGCAAUUUACAACGCAAAGAUGAAGAUAUUGGAGGACGACGCUUACGCUGUGCAUUUGUAUUCUAAAAUGACGGGUGCCUUUGGCAUCAAAGGGGGGGGGGAAAUAAUUAAGAAUGGGACAAUAUGUGAAUAUUUAUUGAGUAGAUUUUGUGUUUUAUGCCAUGAAAGUUAGAAAAGCUGUUAUUACACUGAAAAUACUGUAUCCUGAUUGGCAGAAAAGCAUUGAAGGCCAAACAAUAAACUUCUUUUCAAUUCAAAAA
Xenia sp. Carnegie-2017 is the source of this 3368-nucleotide messenger RNA. RefSeq names its product lactosylceramide 4-alpha-galactosyltransferase-like. The record is from RefSeq and is a predicted model, not a curated record. The transcript has 4 exons. The coding region runs from base 2198 to 3280 and encodes 360 amino acids. NCBI's taxonomy places the organism in Eukaryota, Metazoa, Cnidaria, Anthozoa, Malacalcyonacea, Xeniidae.